Molecule: messenger RNA, 1075 nt
Organism: Mollisia scopiformis
Lineage: Eukaryota; Fungi; Ascomycota; Leotiomycetes; Helotiales; Mollisiaceae
Exons: 1
Coding region: 224-769 (181 amino acids)
Source: RefSeq, a predicted model, not a curated record
ACCGCAGAUGGAGGGGUCGCCUCACCCCGUCAGCAUGCAGCCACAAGUAUACGCCCCGGCUUAUCCGUGGUAGCAGUUCUCAUAACGACUAGCGCAGAACGUUGUUAUGAGCAGGUGUUCGUACAAAGGUAUCUGGCCACACUUACAUUUCUCCUCAAAUUUGACACGACGAAAAAGCACUUGAAGCUCUCCUCCCUCAAUCAUACCCCGUCAUCUGUCCGCCAUGAUCAGGCUUCGGCAGACCGAAACUCGUUGGGCAAGGAGCUUUCCAACAUUUGUCGCAUCGUCAAAUGCAUCGUAUACUUGCACCUACGAGCGUGGGAAGGGUCCUUGUAACAAAGCAUUUUCCAGGAAAUGUGAUCUACGGUCAGUCCCUGAACAUUUUCGUUUCCAUGUGACUGAUAUGUCUUCAAGCCGUCACCAAAGAAAUCAUACCAAACCUUCAAAGUGUCUCAAGUGCAACAAGGGCUUUCCAUCACCCAAGGACCUCGAGCGACACGAUAGUUGUGUGCACAACAAAACAGUGAGGUACUUCUGUCCCGACGACCAGUGCAGAGUCUCCACCCCAGGCUGGUCGAGCGACGGGUUUCCAAGAAAGGAUCAUUGGCAGAAGCACAUGAAACAAAAGCACUCCAUGUCGCGGGAUCUAAUACAAGCUCUGCAAACACAGGGUAUUCCAAUGGCGGUUCUGAAGGAUGACAGCUGGAUCCCUGUCUUGCCCAAGCAAUCAGAGACUGCCUCUCGGGAAGCUGGAAAUGUUGAUUUCUAACAUGGAAGACCCAGUUAAAAUGCAAGAUCAUUCCUCAUAUGAGGUCAAGAUGCGUGCCAUACGAUCACAUUGCACAAAUGAAGCACGCAAACAAUCAGAUAACCAACAAAGCUUCGAGUUUUGGCUGUCACACAUCUAUAUCUCGAAGACAAUCGUCCCUCUUGUCUUCCCACCCUCCGCCUUUACUAAGGCAUCCUUAAACUUUUCCAACGGCCACACACUAUCGAGCGCCGGCACAAAUCCUCCUCCGUCCAUCAACCUCAUACUCUUCGCCUCACAACCUGCAAGUCUCUUCUGGUCCGGGGG